AUGAAACUAUUAACUACCGCAGUCGUGCUGUGUAUUGCAAGCAGCGUCGUCGCAGAUGUCGCACACGUUAAGGCCGCCAAAGCGAAGCUUAUCAGUCAUCUGGCGGGCAACGGAAAUUAUCACAAAAGAGGCAUACUCUCUCACGUUCCUCCCUUCAAGUUGGGGCAUGAUAUACCCCUUGUUACUCACUCCGUAGUCAAGCCACUAGUGGUGAAUUACCCACCCACAGCAACCAUUGCAUCAGUCAAAGUGCCCUUAACAAAUCACCUGAUUCCUAGGUAUCCGGUAGGUGUAGGACACAAGGUGACGGGGCUGCCACAUCCACAUUAUGCACUACGGUUUCCUCACACCAAAUAUUACGUGAAACCCGAUCAUCAUUUUCACCAUCACCACCAUCAUGUAGAACCUAAGCCUGUAGUACCUGUGGUGCCGGCCCCAGUAGCUCCGGUGAGCCCCAUCGUGCACACGGCCCCUGUUGCACAUCCUAUCCCCACUGCUGUCCUGCCAGCUCCACCUGCACCGAUUGCUUCACCUCCGCUGGUGUUUCCUAACACACUUAAACCUUUUCUUUCUGCAGCUUCAAUACCUAUUACUCCAGGCGUGAUUCCACGUCCUGUAUUUCCUCUACAACAGCAGUACGUUAUUCGUCCAGGUGCUGCAGUUCAAUCGUCAUACUUUGCCACCUACCCCCGAUAUCCGUUAAUUAACAGUUACCAAGCUCCAUUGUUUCCAGUGCCUGCGAUUUCUACAAUUCCUGAUAUACCUACUGCACCUUCAGUCCAUCAAGAGCAAGGGACGCAAGUGUACGAGCAGCAUGAUUUCCAGCACCAGAUUCAGCAGCACAUCCAACAACAAAUUGAACAAGCCCAAUACGAGCAAAGUUUGCACAAUCAACAUCACCUGCAGCAGGAAUAUGGAGUGGCUCAGGUCAGCCAUGACUACGCCCAACCAAACCCAAACCAAGGUCAAGAUUUUCUACAGCAGGCCCACGAUUUUGUCCAUCAUAGUCAUGACUUAAAUCAGCAAGGUCAUGAUUUGACCCAGCAUGGAUAUGAUUUUUCUCAGCAAGGAUACGAUUUUUCCCAAGGACAUGGUUUUUCCCAGGCAGGUCAUGAUAUCACACAACAAGGACAUGACUUUGAACAAGGCGAAGACCACGGACAGCAUCCCAGACCGGAGUAUGGCGUGCCUCAGCCGGAAGGGCGCAGCACGGACGAUGACACUCAACAGUACCACAACCAUAUCCCUCUGUCUCUUCAACCACCCAUCGACAGACCGUUAGAUCAGUUUCAGUAA
Molecule: messenger RNA, 1296 nt
Organism: Pieris brassicae (large cabbage white)
Lineage: Eukaryota; Metazoa; Arthropoda; Insecta; Lepidoptera; Pieridae
Exons: 3
Coding region: 1-1296 (431 amino acids)
Source: RefSeq, a predicted model, not a curated record